This is a messenger RNA of Recurvomyces mirabilis, 570 nucleotides long. RefSeq lists its product as uncharacterized. Lineage: Eukaryota; Fungi; Ascomycota; Dothideomycetes; Mycosphaerellales; Teratosphaeriaceae. The record is from RefSeq and is a predicted model, not a curated record. The transcript has a single exon. The coding region runs from base 1 to 570 and encodes 189 amino acids.
AUGUCAAGACUCUCCGCCAUCCCAGAAGGGGACUACGAUAUCCGUGCAGAGCAUCUCGAGACUGUUGUGGGCGCUACAAAGCAGCAAAGGGGUCCGGACUGUCAUCGUCGCAGUGGUCUCGUACGUAGCGGCAGGCUCCAGCUCGACGCCGGUAAUGGCCCACAAGCGCUCAUGGUCGUUCGCAACCUAGAUCAUAAUUUGCCUCUGCACGCUGUAGCUCGUCUGCGAGCGGCCGAUAUCAUACCGGGGCGUGUUGAGGCUGCCGCCAGGAACUUGGAAGGACUUCCCAUCUGGAUUGAUGAGCAGGACAUUAUGACUAGGGACCAAGAGACUCGUGACGAUCUCGAGGGUCAUCGCCAAUAUCCAUCAUCACCAUCAAACAGGCUGCCGCUGAGGGAGUUGAGCGCACAGGAAGUGGCGGUAAGGUCCAACGUCAAAUCCCAAAACAAAGCAGCUGAUAUGGAGCAGAUCCAGGGAGCUCAGACGUUUGGAAAUGGAACGGUACGGAACAAAGAGAAUAGGUGCCCGAGUAUCCACGCAGGGAGAAAGCCAUUGUCUUCGACGAUGUAG